CAAGCAUUGGUACCACUUUUAUUGACAACUAAAAACAUAUUUUCAUUCGAAUGAUGCUCGGAAGGUUGUUACGUCGCGGUACGCGGCCUGGUAACCCAGGAGCAUUCGAUAAUGCCGCAGUAUUAGAAUUAGCACAUCAACGCCGGCUUAAUCGAUGGUUGUUCAGAGGGAUGUGCAUUGCAGCAACCGGUGCUGGCACCGUUAUAUGUUUGCGUGAUCCAAACAGCGUACUCUACAACGUACUCAUGCCAUUAUUCCGGAACUAUCUUGACCCGGAAGUAGCACACAAGCUAAGUAUCACUGCAUUGAAAUUGGGAAUAGCACCCGUGGACUACUCGGUUGACCCCCCUGUCAUACAAAGUCGACUCAAGGAUGUCGUCUUCUUUAAUCCUAUAGGUAUGGCCGCUGGAUACGAUAAGCAGGUGGAAGUUCCUCUGCAAAUUCUUAGGAUGGGAUUUGGUUUCGUAGAAGUAGGAACUGUACUACCACUACCGCAAGAAGGUAAUCCGAAACCGGUUAUGUUUCGCUUGCAUGACAGCAAGGCAUUAAUCAACUGCUGCGGAUUUAACAGUGUUGGCUUGGAAGUGGCAAAGGCACGACUGAAGCGUGUGCGUAAGAAACAAGCAUCUGACCCACUCACCAAGGAUUUCAUGAUAGGUGUUAGUGUUGGAAAAAACCGUACGGGUGAUAUCCUAGCUGAUACCGUCAACGCGGUCAAGGGAGUGGCACCUUAUGCGGACUAUAUAGCAAUCAAUGUAAGCUCACCUAACACGCCAAACCUACGAGAUAAUCAAAAGAGGGAGCCAUUGAUUGCGGUUAUAUCUGCAGCGAGAAGCGCAUUGGAAAUUGUGAAUACAGAAAUAAAGUCCAAAGGUGCGGAAUUCAAUAAUACAACAAAAAAAGUGCCAUUGCUGCUAAUUAAAAUAUCGCCUGAUGUAAGCCGACAGGAGUUAGAAGAUAUUGCUGAUAUAUCACUUACACACCAUGUUGAUGGUAUCAUUGCUACCAACACAACAAUAACAAGAGAUAAUGUAGUGCCCAGUGACCUGAAAACAGCAGGUAACCCUAAGGGAGGACUCAGUGGACGGCCACUGAAAACAAUGUCCAAAAAAAUUGUAUACGAUCUGUACGAACUAACUGAAGGGAAAAUACCAAUCAUAGCCUGUGGAGGUAUAUCCACAGCCCAAGAUGCACUUGAAAUGAUAGAAGCUGGAGCUUCACUGUGUCAAAUUUACACAGCAUUGGUGUAUGAAGGUCCAGGCAUACCCAGUCGUAUGAAGAAUGGCUUAGCUGACUUGCUAAUGAAGAAAGGAUACCUGAAUGUGUCUGAAGCCAUUGGUGCAGAACACCGACGCCGGAAACCUACACCAGCGUCACAGACCCCAGCUAAAACACAAGUUGAAUCCACAAAGAAGUAAAUAUCUAUCAUAGAAUAAUCGCAUAACGUGGUA
Babesia bovis T2Bo is the source of this 1451-nucleotide messenger RNA. RefSeq names its product putative dihydroorotate dehydrogenase (fumarate). Gene Ontology annotation, biological process: 'de novo' pyrimidine nucleobase biosynthetic process; pyrimidine ribonucleotide biosynthetic process. Gene Ontology annotation, molecular function: dihydroorotate dehydrogenase activity. The transcript is spliced from 8 exons. The coding region runs from base 51 to 1418 and encodes 455 amino acids. Gene Ontology annotation, cellular component: mitochondrial inner membrane; cytoplasm. NCBI's taxonomy places the organism in Eukaryota, Apicomplexa, Aconoidasida, Piroplasmida, Babesiidae. The record is from RefSeq and is a predicted model, not a curated record.